This is a messenger RNA of Triplophysa rosa, 3212 nucleotides long. RefSeq names its product zinc finger, C2HC-type containing 1C (gene zc2hc1c). Lineage: Eukaryota; Metazoa; Chordata; Actinopteri; Cypriniformes; Nemacheilidae. The record is from RefSeq and is a predicted model, not a curated record. The transcript has 3 exons. Bases 154 to 1740 code for a protein of 528 amino acids.
ACGCGUGUAAACACAACUCCUAACGGGAUUUUAUUGAGCUCGAGUCGAUGCGGCGCUUUACACUCGCAGAAAGCUCAUAGAUGACCUUCAUAUUUCACUGAAACGCCUAAUCUUAGACUAUUAACGUCUUCUUGAGCUUCACAUUAUAAAAACAUGCAAUUGGCGCCACACCAUCGCCUCACACAUCAUUUUUGGGAAAAAGAAACAACAUCACCAAAACUUCCAUUCUUGCACCGAGAGAACAGACGGGGUCGUCCCUCAGGAAUGCAUCACAUCUCGGAACAGCAUCCCUGGCAACCUCCGGCCAGAACUCACAGAAGAGACGAAAUAUUCCUGGAGGAGCAGAACGGAUAUGUUCCUUCACGGAGAGCUUCUGACGUGGACAAAGUGUUUCCUCUAAAGCCGGUCCUCCACAAGAGAGCAUACAGCCUGAGCAACUACCACAUCAACAGUAACGUCUCAGAAUAUCAAGAGAGAUUUUAUUCAUGUCUCCCUAGACUGACUGAUGUUAGACAACAGCAGAAGUGUGUGAGGAAACCAGAUGCUCCUAAGUCAAGCCAUGAACAGAUAACAGGAAGAAACAGAACAACAAAGAGCCAUUCAGACGGUGAGCACCGCAAACAAAAAGAUUCAGAGAAACUGUCCAAGGAGAUCCACUCGAAGGAGAUGAUACUGCAGGAGAAGUUUUAUAAAGCCGGGGAAACCCUGCGGAGAAUCCAGAGAGAGAGGACGGGUCGACACGACAGUGUGACCAGAGACGAGAGAAAUGAACGGUUUUUAGAAAAAGAGAAGUGGGAGAACAGAUUGGACAGUGACCGGAAUGAUGGAUGGGACAGAUAUGCCCAUGAAAGGAGGGAAAGCAAGGACGACAUGGGACGAUGGGAAGAUUGGGAACGUAAGGUGAAUGAAAAAAUAAAGGGGGGCAGGAGACAACCUUUGACCUCAGAGAUGACAAAGUUGAAGGAUAAGAGAGAGCGCGACGGAUAUGAAAACACAGUAAAAGGGCGGAGAGGAGAAACGAUGAGAGAGAACGGGAUGGGAUGGGAUGCACGGGACAUGAGCCACCGGAGGAAUUUGGAAGAGGUCGAGAAAUAUGACGGAAGAAGAGAGAACAUGAGAAAACCAGGAUCAUCAGACAGAUCUCAUCUCAGAUUCACAAAUGUGCUUCUGUCAGAGAGGAGAGAAAGUAAUGAGACUUCGUAUGAACCGACGUCAGGCGGCAGGAGAAGAAAGAGUCCGGACAGGAUUCCCAGUCAGAGAGGAAAGCGCCUCCUGCAGGUGGAACUCAGUCCGGAGGAAAAUGCACAAGAACUCGUGGCGUGCUGCGUGUGUCAGAGACACUUCUUAACAGACAGACUGGAGACGCACAUGAGGAUCUGUGAGAAAAAACGCCCUCAGCGUAAGAUCUUUGACAUGUCCCGGCACAGGGCCAAAGGAACCGAACUGGAGGAAUUCAUGAAGACCAACGGCAGAAGCAAGACGCCCGAAGAGGUUAAGAAGCGAAACAUGUGGCGUCAGAAACACGAGGCCUUCAUUCAGAUCAUGCGUCAGGGCCAAACUCACGUGCCACAGUCCGCUUUAAACCUGAAUCCUGAAUAUAUAAGCUGCCCUCACUGUGGCCGGACGUUUGCCCCGGGACCGGCGGAGAGACACAUCCCCAAAUGUCAGAACAUCAGGAGCAGACCACAACCGCCCAAACAACUACACAACACCACCAGGAAAAAGAUCACGCGCAAGUGAACAGUAAAGCGGCAGAAACGCUUUUAGUGCGAGAUGUAAUGAUGUUUUGCUUUUCCAGAAUAUCACCUUGGAAUAAAAUGAAAUUAGAAUUAUGACAAAUAUAAAACGAGGCUGCAUGUAUGUAGACAGCAAUGAGGUUCACAUUUAUUUCAGACGCAGCCGUGCUUUUAUUAGACAGUGAAACUCUGAUGUCCUUAGAAAACAAAUAAAUGUGAAGAAUGUAUAAAUUAGAAUAGUUUUAACUGCCUCAACAGAUAGUCAGGUGUUUUUAUAGUUGUUUCUGUUAACUUGACUUGAUUUUGAAAUGACACAUACUUCAGUUCUUUGUUUUGGGAUUGUUGUGGCUUUUAUACACUGACUAUCCAAUGAAACUCAAUACAUAUGAUAUAUAACAUAGUAGUUCAUGUUAAAACUCUUCAGAAGACAAUAGUUUGUCAGGAACGCUCCCACAUUGAUUCAGGGGAAAGUCACUCGUCUCCACCUGCUGGUGUAAUGAUGUACUGCGUCAUCAUCGAAUAUUCUUCAAUGUGUUUAAUAUGGUAAAAUAGUGGCCAAAAUGAUUCAUGAUGAUGAAUCUGCAACAAAUAAACAAAUGGUUUUACCCAUUUCAUUGAUCAUUUCAGUGAUAAUAUGGAACAUGAUGGAGUACAUCUGUCAUAAAGGUGGAAAAACAGAUGUUAUAAAUAAACAAUGAUUUACAUUUGAUGCAUUUGGCAGAUGGUCAGAGUGCAUUUAAUGUAUAUGCUUUGUUAUUGAGUUAGUUCUCUGUGAAUUGAACCGAUGACUCUCAAUGCAAAACGUUUUAGUAAUGGUCCUAAAAUACGCUUCGUUGUCUUUUGGACUAAUAUGUGACAUGUUUUUGAUGGCAGUGUUGAAAUGGGGAGGAGACGGUGACAGGGCUCUGCACCCCUGAUCUUAAAUACUGAUCUCUGGUUUUGAAUAAUGCUUGAAUACUGACUCUCGUGCCCAGAUGACAACAAGCGGCAUUUCUUAGGAGACAAUGUUGAGAGAGUGAUGUAAAUAAAAGUACAUUUAGAGCUACAUCUAUGUUUAUUUCUCAUAAUAAUAUAGAAAUUCAUCUCCGGAUACAAUGAGAUGCAUUCAAAGCCAAUUCAAAAAGCAUAUUUAGGUGCUGAUAAAGAAUGUGGCUUUAAUAAAUAAACCUGAUAACUUCCUAACACUAGUUCUUCAGAGACAUUCCUGUAUCUGUACAUGAUUCAUUGAAACGGCUUUUGGAACAAAGCUCAGUUCGAUUACGUUUGUGGACCACCCAAAAUGAUCAAGUUGUCACGUUUUUUUAAUUUAGUAUAUUUAUUCACCAUCACAUACUCCACUUUUUAAUGCGUUUGCCCAACUCUCUGUCACAAUGGUAAGAAUCAGUGAUGACAUCAUCUGUCCAUCAUCAUGCGAAAGGGAGUUGAGGGAAGACUUAUGUUGUUUACUUUCUUUAUUUUCACCCUGAUUAGGUGAGA